AUGCCGAGAAUCAUCACUACCCUCGCCGUGCCCAUCGCGCUCGCCGCCCUGGCCUACCAAUUCCUCUCCGGUCCCGGAAGCAAAGCCCACGAUGUCUUUGGUCUCGGUCGUCCGCUCAACUACACCUCGCACUCGUGCACCCCCAUCCCGGAGCUCGAGGCCUGUGAGGACAUGUGGAUGCAUCGCGACUCGGGUCUCCUCUACCUUGCCUGCUCCGACAUUCCCGGUCGUCUCGCCUGGACCCCUGCCAUCGACAACCUCGACGUCUCUGGUCGACCCAACAACGACUACAUCGCCAUCCUCGACACCAAGAAGACCGGACCCUACGCCAGCAGGAUCACCAAGGUCAAGCCCGUCUCGUUCACCGACACGCUUAACCUGCACGGCAUCUCGGUCUACGAGGUGCCUGCCAAGUCGGCCGAGCUCAAGCCCACACUGCGCAUCUUCCUCAACAACCACCGACCUCCCAUCGAUCCGGUCACCAAGACUGUGAUGGACGCGACCAAGGUUGGGGCCAAUUCGACCUUCGAGCUGUUCGAAACGACGUUGGGCGAGUCGAGGAUGCGUCACAUCAGGACGUAUGUCGGAGAAGCGAUUCGCACCCCCAACCGCCCUGCUGCCGCCGGACCGGACAGCUUUGUCUUCACCAAUGACCACAGUGUCAAGACGGGUGCGAAGAGGGUGUUGGACUUCAUCCUGCCCAGGAGUGAUUUGGGUUUCUGCGACAAGAGCGGCUGCAAGAUCGCUGCUCCCGGCCCGUACCCCUACCCCAACGGCGUUGUUCGAUCGUCCAAGUACCCGAACCGAUUCUACGUCCCCGCAUCGGCCGACCCCAACAUCCGCGUCUUCGAGCUCCAGGCCGACAACACCCUCACCCUCAUCGACGUCAUCCACACCGGCUAUCCCGCCGACAACCUCACCGUCGACGACGAAGACAACAUCUACGCCGCCUGCUUCCCCAACGUCCCCAAGCUCCUCGCCAAGUUCAAGGAUCCGUAUCACAAGCACUCGCCCUCGACCGUGCUGAAGAUCAGCAAGAAUGUCGGCAAGGACUCAUUCUUCGGCAAAAAGUGGAACGUCGAGAAGCUGUUCGAGGACGAUGGGAGUGGGAUGAGCGGUGCGACUACUGCACUGUGGGAUGAGAAGAAUGGUGGACUUUGGCUCGGUGGCGUUUCGAGCAUCACCGCUUUCUGCAAACUCUGA
Messenger RNA from Kalmanozyma brasiliensis GHG001, 1203 nucleotides. RefSeq names its product Six-bladed beta-propeller, TolB-like protein. The coding region runs from base 1 to 1203 and encodes 400 amino acids. The transcript has 3 exons. The record is from RefSeq and is a predicted model, not a curated record. Lineage: Eukaryota; Fungi; Basidiomycota; Ustilaginomycetes; Ustilaginales.